AUGUGGGUGAAUUGGAUGCUGUUGGUGGCGCUGGGAAGAGAACGCGAGGUGGAAGGAGUGGAUUGGGAGGAGUAUUUUAACGAUCCGGAGCAUGUGAUGGUGAAUCUGCGAUGGCUGGGCGAUGUUCGGAACGUGGUCUGGCUGAUCUUGUUUCUCCAGUUCUGCAGGGUGGUGUAUUGGAUUGGGAUGCAUUUGUAA
Molecule: messenger RNA, 198 nt
Organism: Blastocystis hominis
Lineage: Eukaryota; Bigyra; Opalinata; Blastocystidae
Exons: 1
Coding region: 1-198 (65 amino acids)
Source: RefSeq, a predicted model, not a curated record